Messenger RNA from Candoia aspera, 1827 nucleotides. RefSeq names its product PIH1 domain containing 2 (gene PIH1D2). Gene Ontology annotation, cellular component: cytoplasm; ribonucleoprotein complex; R2TP complex. The coding region runs from base 504 to 1454 and encodes 316 amino acids. The transcript is spliced from 5 exons. Gene Ontology annotation, biological process: box C/D snoRNP assembly; rRNA processing. Lineage: Eukaryota; Metazoa; Chordata; Lepidosauria; Squamata; Candoiidae. The record is from RefSeq and is a predicted model, not a curated record.
CAGGGGCCCUCCAUCGCUGCCCUGCUGGGAGGCAAAUCUAGACCGGUGGAUCCUGCUGCCUCCUACCAUCUUUUAUGAGCUUUUUCAUGAUGGUUGCCUUUCAGAGGGUUAAUCAUGAUGCUAUUGUUUAUUUCGUGCCAUUCUUAGCUCCAUCAAGCACAGCAGAGGCCAAAUAUAUAUUGAAUAAAUAGGGGGAAAUAAAGCUCCCAUUUCUGUAUGGUCCGGUGGGGUUUUUAACUAGACUAGGAAGCCUGCCAGAAGAAGACAUGGCAGGCAGGCUGAUGGGCCUAACUCAUUCAUGCACACCCAGUUAUGUUAGGGGCUAAUGGUGAAAGCCUUUAGAGGGGCAGUAGAAGUUCUGAAUGGACAACCAUUUUUAUCCAGUUAGGUCUGACACCACCAACACAAGCUCUGCAGCAUCACUGAAGACCUUUGGAUCGAAAUACUUUCCAUUACCUGUUACAGCCUCCACGGCAGCAUCUUUUCACUGUUAAGGAGCAACCAUGGAAGCCCUCUGCAGCUCAGAGGAGAUGGUUACAAAAACAACUCAGCUGUGGGCAAUGCUGGAUGACAUGGCCGAGAACAACCCUGAAAGUUAUCGCCAGUUCAUGCAGCAGCAACUAAAGGAUGCAAAGCAGCAUUGUGCUCCCCCAGAGCCAUGCAUGUGCCUGCAGACCUGCAUCUUGGAACCUACCAAAACCUACCUGUUCAUAAACCUGUGCAGUUGGAAUAGGAUCCCUGCUCCUAAAUCACCCUUGGAGCCGGUUCCAUUGAGUGCUGGCAAAAUGGAGGCACUAUCGGAUAACUCAGAGAUCUACAACAUCCUUGAUAUUGCGUACAAUCCAUCUGUUCUUGAGCAAGUCAAGGAUAACCCAGCAGAGAAGGAUCGUUUGAUAUGCACGUCACUCAAGCACGUCACGGAACAUUACAGCAUCACUUUGUCCCACUCCUCUAGAGUGGCAAAAUUUAAACUGAAAGGAAGCCUUGAAAGGAUGAGGGAGCGCUUGAGAAGAGGACAGCCCCCCUUGGCUUUGUCCCAGAACUACUCCAGCAAAGGAGUGACACUCAGCCAACUGAGAAGCCUCAUGGCAGAGGACAGCAGCGGCCUUGUUCUGCCACCAAAGAACCCCGCCCCUUCCAAAAAGCGUCUAAUUGAAGAGAUUUCCACCACAAACAGGCCAGAGGUGUACAAGCCUGCCUAUGAAAUCACUACCAAGAAGGAUGCAAAUGAGAAGCCCCUAGAAAUUGAACUGAAAAUUGAAUUGCCAGACAUUUGCUGUGUGUCUGAGUGCAACCUGAGUGUUUCUAAGGAUGAUGUCUUGAUUGACUGCCUUGAAAAAUACAGAUUGCAGGUGGAUCUUCCAGAGUCUGUGGAUGAAGAAGCAACAUCAGCAACUUUUUAUAAAAAGAAAGGGAUCUUGCUCAUCACAAUGCCUGUGUAUAAGGGAAAAUGACGUUAGCCAAUCCAGUGUGUGUGAAUACCCCCCCACACUUGUGUUGAUACACUUACAUGUCCUCAUUCAGCACUUCCUAUUCAACAUUAUGCACAGGUUAAUAUUAAGCAUACUGGUUUCAUGCCUACAUUUUACUCCUCUGAGUUUUAAGGCUGAAAUUCUUGCUCCCCUUUGGGGAUGCAAAAACUCAGGAGCAUGGCCUGGAGAUAAAAUGCACUCCCAAGUACAUGUUUUAACAUUUACUCUGAACAUUGUUCUGAAGGCAUAGUUUCUACUGCAGUGUAACUAUAAGAGAUUAACAAAUAAAUGAACUUGGUAUCUUGAAUAAUUUCUCCAUUAACUGAAACAAUAAAGGAAAAGCUAUUAUUUUCAA